Molecule: messenger RNA, 3645 nt
Organism: Anguilla anguilla (European eel)
Lineage: Eukaryota; Metazoa; Chordata; Actinopteri; Anguilliformes; Anguillidae
Gene: kcnk15
Product: potassium channel, subfamily K, member 15
Exons: 3
Coding region: 576-1781 (401 amino acids)
Biological process (GO): potassium ion transmembrane transport; stabilization of membrane potential
Cellular component (GO): membrane
Molecular function (GO): potassium ion leak channel activity
Source: RefSeq, a predicted model, not a curated record
AAGGAUAACAUUCAGCACCGUGGCCAGUACCUCGCUUUGUCUUCAAAAUACAUUAGCAGUUCCUGUUUUGACAACACCUGCGAAGUAACGCGAAUUUUAACUUAGGUUUAGCCUGUACCUAAGCGAAUGAAUGAAAUUUCCAGAGAGUGUUCAUAAUUAGAAAGUAAAUAUUCGCUUACCACGAAAAGUGAAGACUUGCAACAGGGCUAAGGAUGCAAUACACUGGGAUUCCCUUGUUGCAAAACAGGUUGGAUUGGAAGUUACGCAGAGUCUGUCACAUGUGAGCUAAUCUUAUGUAUUUCCAAUAUUAAUUUAUUUGUAGCACUGUAGUGAACUACCCCGAUUACAGACAGUGCGCUUGCUAUAACAACGCCAAUCUCAAUAUACUGUAGAGAACUUUACUUGGAUUUCCUGGCAGUAUUACGGUCCAUGAAUUUCACAUUUCCGUCCUUUCAUCUAUUAAAUGCGAAUAGACCACUCUCAACCCAGUCCUGUAGGGCGGUAAUGCGGUGAAUUGCGCCACCUGCUUCGGUUCAAGUCCUCAUCAUUCUCAUUCGAGUUGGCCGAGUGCGAAGAUGAAGAAGCAGAACGUUCGGACCCUGUCUCUGAUCCUCUGUAUGUUUUCUUACCUGCUUGUGGGAGCUGCGGUAUUCGAUGCUCUGGAAUCUGAAUCUGAGAGCUCCAGGAAAAGAAUCUUAGAGCAGAAACGUAACGAGAUGAAGAAAAAAUACCGGUUCUCCGAGGCUGACUACCGAGAGAUUGAGCGCGUGGUUUUGCAAGCGGAGCCCCAUCGUGCUGGGAGGCAGUGGAAAUUCGCAGGGUCAUUUUACUUUGCCAUAACCGUCAUCACUACAAUAGGUUAUGGGCAUGCUGCACCUGGCACAGAUGCUGGCAAGGUGUUCUGCAUGUUCUAUGCAGUCCUGGGCAUUCCACUGACGCUGGUGAUGUUUCAGAGCCUGGGAGAGAGGAUGAACACCUUUGUGCGCUACCUGCUGAGGAUGGCCAAGGAGUGCCUGGGCAUGAGGCGGACAGAGGUCUCUAUGGAGAACAUGGUUCUGGUAGGCUUCCUGUCCUGUAUUGGGACCCUAGGCAUAGGGGCAGCAGCUUUCUCCCACUUUGAAGGCUGGACCUUCUUCCAUGCAUACUACUAUUGCUUCAUCACCCUCACCACCAUUGGUUUUGGGGACUUUGUGGCACUCCAGAAGAAGGAGGACCUGCAGGAGAAGACGCCUUACGUGGCCUUCAGCUUCAUGUACAUCCUGGUGGGGCUGACCGUCAUCGGGGCCUUCCUGAACCUGGUGGUGCUCCGCUUUCUCACCAUGAACUCUGAGGACGAGCGGCGAGACGCGGAGGAGCGGGCGUCGGUGAAGAGGGAGAGGGACAUGGUGACCCUGUGCAUGGGCGAGGACGGACGCAGCAGGAGCACCCUCUUCCUCCCCAUGGAGGAGGGCACCAGCCGCACCAACCUCAUUCCCUCCCCGGCCGAGGAGCAGGAGGCUCCCCGGCAGAGACCGCGGCCCCUAAAGCCCCAGUCCCGCAUCAGCUCCUUCUGCUCCUGCAUGUGCUACCGGCUGGGCGCCUGCGACAGCCCCGCUCCCUCGCACCACGAGCACCUGGGCUGCCACACCAACUCCGUCUACUUCAACUCCAUCUCCUACAGGAUUGAGGGCGGGCUGUCCGGCACCAGGGACAACACAGGCCAGUCUUCCCCGGGCAGCACCCUGUCCCCUGGACGCUGCAGCUUCAGGGAGUUCCUGCGCACAAGGAGGAAGUCUGUGUAGCCUCCCCCCCCUCCACAGCCGCUCCACGAAGACGCUGCAUUUAUUUUUUUACACAACAGAGACAAGGUUUGAGCUUUAUAAACAAGGAGCAUUUUCAAAACUAGAAUUUGUAAAGCAGAUAUUUAGAAACUAGCAUACUGUACAACAGGUUGUGGGCGCAAUCUUUAAAAAAUAUUUUUACAGGUAUAAUGAUUCUUACUGGCCUCAGCAUUACAAUGCUAUUAUUAUUAUUAUUAUUAUGUUGACAUUCCCACUUGCAGAAAACACUGGGGAAUAUAUGGCACAUUGGGAAGUGGGACAUGAUAUUGGUUAUUUCAUAGUAAUAAUAGUCAUUAUAAGUACUGUCAUCAUUGUCAUGAUUAUCAUACUAACUAAUCCAGUGAAGAUUAUUAUAAUUAUGACUGUGAUUACUACUCUGAUUAUUAUUGUUUUUAUUAUGCAGCAUGUAGACAUGAGGCAUGGAGUAUUAUCAGUAAAAGGAGCAUGGGUGAGAAACUGGAACAUGUGCAUCUAUAAAAUACCCAAAUAAAGUGUAAGUGCUGUAGUUGAGUGAGGGAAUACAGAAUGCACACGGUUCUUCGCUGUUACUGUAUUUUUAUUAUAGAUUGAUGAGCCUCUGCGCGUGAAGCUUAUGGAUAAGAAGCGAAAUGCCUCUGGCGUCCGUAUUUAGCAGACAUCUUCUAGAGGCCGUCGUUAUAUUUUCAUGAAGAGAUAUUCUGAGAAUGUAGUCUGCGAAUUACAGAAAAAGGCUUUCAAUAAUUCAUACGAAAGUGUAAUUAAUAAAUUAUUCCAUUCCAUGUUAUUUGCUGUAGGCCUUCUAUAUAUGUAGCACCCUUCAUGUUAAUGUGCAGAGAGAACUCGGGUAAGUAUGUAUCUUAUUUUAAAUGCACAAAUUUAUGUGCCAUGAGGUAGACAAAUCAUAUUUUUCUCAAGUGACUCGCUCACCCAUAGUCCUCAGCCUCUUGCAGCUAAGAGUGUCUGCAUGCCUUUUAUAGGAUAACAAGGUCCUGCAAGCAGUACAUACCAGAAGUACAGUAUCUUGUGCAGGCUGGUCUUGCUGGAACAUGCAAUCAAAAUGAUGGUCCUUUUUCAGAAUUUGAAAUGUUGCAUUCCAAUUGAAUAUCAGCAACUUGUUUGAUAUAUUGUAUUUGCUGUGUUUUCCAGAAAUUACCAUAAUUAGGAUAUAUGUGAAACAAACUGUAGUUUUUGUUUCAUUGUAUGCGCAUAUAAUAUGCGUAUCGCAUUGUGAGUGACUCCUAAGAAUCACUCUCUCAGUGGUAAGGAAAGGUUGAUCCAGGCAUCUGUGCUAAGGAACGGCACUGUGGGUAAUGGUCACUUUUAAUCAUUUUGGAGGAAAAAAAUCAAAUGAAACGGGAGGGGGGUGGGGGAGAUGUCCUAACUCUUCUGUUGCUAUAGUGAGGAAUCAGACAGUGUUGCAAACUCUGUCUUGCAUAAGCUGGGAAAAUCAGUGAUGAAUUUCUGGAAGGUAAAAUGGAUUUAAUAGUGCCUUUUGAAUUCAAGGGUAAGCUUCCAGUUUUAUUUAUUAAUGUGGUUUUGCUUGUAUUGCGCCCCAUCUGAUGUCUUGGGAGAGCUCAUCCUAAAGGCUCUUUUUAGCUUUUGGUACUUAAUAUUACUAUUUGUGAUUUGUUUGCUCAGUCGAAGUUGGACAUUUUUCAACUUGCACUUAAUUUAUAAUUGUACAGAUUAUUAGCUCAUUAUGGUUAAGAUUUAUUGUAUAAUGUAUCAAUAAUGGUCAGUUGUUUAUUGCAAAGGCCCUGCUUGCUGAAUAAUUCCUGCAUGUUCAGAGGGGACAUUGUUUUGUAUCCAAUUUGUUGUUUCCUUGGAAUAAAAUUUGUGUCCUUGA